AAAAAUUUUAAUUUAAAAAUAUAGAAGAAAUGAAGUUUUCAACAUCUUAGAUAAUCAGUAAUUCAUAAGUAAGAUCAGAAUCGCCAUCAUUCUAAAAAAUGUAAGCAUUAGCAGAUAAAUGGACUUAAUUAAAAGCUGGAAUAGAUAGAGAUAAAUUUGAAAAAAAAGAAAUAAUUGAUGCAUCUCUCUAAAAGAUUGAUAGUCUAUUGAAUUAUGAUAAACUUAAGGAUGAAGAUAGAUUUAAAGUAAAAUAUAUAUGAUUUCAAUAGAUGCUCAAAGAAUAAAUUUUAAAACUUAGUGACCAAAUAAAUAAUGAAAAAUUCGGGAAAGAGCAUUAUGUACGAUAUCAAGAUUAACUUUAACAAUUUGAAGAUUUAAUAAAUAAAUAAUUAGAUGAAGAGAAAAAUGUAAAAUUUAAUUGAAAAUAAAAAUAGAGUAAAAGAAGAGUAGAAAUGUAGCUCUUAAAAUAAAUAGAAGAUAGGUUUGAUACAGUUCAUGGAAUGCUUGAGAAAAAUAAUUCAAAUUAUUAUGAUAAAUUAAAUAGAUAAAUAGGAGAUGUAAGUAAUUAAUUAAAAGAACUACGAUAUACUAUAGAAAAUGAAUAAUAAUCAAGGUAAAUAUUUUAAAUGAUAUUCAAGAUCUGAUUCAUAAGCUCAUUUAAUAGAAUAAAUGGAUUUAGAAUUAAAUAAAUUUUAAGAAAUGAUGUCAAUAGAGAGGUCAGUCAGAGAAGAAACAGAGAAAAAAAUAUUUUCAAUGAUUGAAGAAGUUCAUUCAAAAAUUCAAUCAGAAAUUUAAGCUGAAAAACAGCAAAAAGAAAAGUCUCAUGAAAGUAUUCUGAGAUUAUUAGAACAAACUUGCCUUAAAAUAGAUGAAAGUUUCAAUUAAUGA
Messenger RNA from Paramecium sonneborni, 888 nucleotides. Lineage: Eukaryota; Ciliophora; Oligohymenophorea; Peniculida; Parameciidae. The record is from the annotation of a GenBank genome assembly.